UCUACCACCUGCAGCACAAUAUACUUCUAAUUUUUUUCUCCCUCUCUCUCCUCAUCACUUCCGCUCGCUCGAAAAUCCAACGUCACGCAUUUCGAACUACUAGAGAAGUGCGUCUCGUCGACACCGUUUCGAUUACCGAAACACACGAUUACUAUUAUACUAUACAGAUAGCAGAGAAGAGUCAUUAAGAAAUUGUAAAAAUGCACAAUUUAGCUCAUAAUGUUCCAGUGUUGAGCUCGCCAUCAUCGUUUGUGUAUAAUCAAUUCGGAACUUAUGGAACAACUUAUAAUCAAGUUUGUCAGUCCUCAUUAAUAGCGACAGUCCAACCUCCACCGUCUGUGUCUACUUAUAUUAAUUCGAUGGUUACUGCUCAAACAAUUACAACACCAGUCGUUUCCUCAAUCAACACUCAAAUUGUGGAUAGUCGCAAUGUUUUGUCUAAUAUACCGUCACCGACCAUACCAAUGUUUUCAAUUAACAGUCGUCCAAACACAUCAACCAGAGAACAGCAUUCGAAUACUAGAACCACCAAUCCAAUUUUGUUUAAUAAUUCAUCUAUGCAACAACAGUCAUUUUCCACUCAUCAUGCUAUACUAGCAGAGUCUCUUCAAUUAUCAAUACCAGCGCAUCAAAACAGAAUAAUUUCAUCAAACAGAGAUCCAACCACGUUUAAUAAUGUUUCAACACUACAUCGUAUAGUCCCUUACCAAGCGGUAUUUAAUCAAUUUUCAGCUGCAAUGCCAAAUACUCCUCGACACAAUAUCACUUUUGGACCUGAAGGCAGUAAUUUGUUUAUAUACCAUUUACCACAAGAGUUUAGUGACAACGAACUCACCCAUAUGUUUAUGCCAUUCGGUCAAGUGCUGAGCUCAAAAGUGUACAUAGAUAGGGAAACAAAUCAAAGCAAAUGUUUCGGUUUUGUGUCAUUCGAUACCAACAAGUGCACAAACUGCCAUUCAAGUAAUGAAUGGUUUUCAGAUCUGCCAGAAGAGAUUAAAAGUACAAUUAAAACGCCCAAAGGAAAAAAAUUCUAGUAGAAUUUACUUUUGAAUGUGAUUGAUUUAUCAAAUUUGAACGAUCUUACGUAUUAAAUUUAAUGUAUGAAACCAGUCAGUAUACUGUAAAAUUGAUACAACAAUAUUAUUAAAUUCUCUAAGGUAAACAUUUUUAUAAAUGUACUAUUCUGAGCUAAAAGCGAGCUAAAUUUAAAAAAAAUAUAAAUAAAUAAAAUACAGAUUUCAUUAGGACUAUUAAUAUAAAUUAUUUCAAAAUAUCAACUUAACAAAAUGUAUCAAAUAGGUACACAACAAGUAAUUAUAUAGGUAUAUUAUGUAACUUAAUUUUAAUCAAGACGUUUUUAUGGUUUCAUACAAUCAUUGCAAGUGGUAGGUAAUGAUUCGAUUUGUACAGAAACAGAGAAAACUGUUUGUAAUUAUAAUAUUAUUAGUGACGCACUCUGCUUUUUUUAAACACACAACAACGAAUUUGUUUCUUUAUUUUCAAAAUUGAAUUAGUUAGGCUAUAACUUAUAUCUUAUAUCUACUAAUAGCUACUGAAAAACAAAAAUAUUAAUUCAUAUAAUAACUAUAUAGGUACCUAUCUAUUAAAAAUUGUUAUUUUACAACUAAAAAUUUAGAAUUACAUACAUUAUUUUAUAAUACUGUAUAAUGUUAGAAUGCGAUAAAAAAUAAAAUACUUAUUUACUGAUAAAACAUGAUAAUGUCAUUAGAAGAUUUUCUAUGAUAAACCUAUUCGAAAUAUGACAAUAAAAUACCUGGGUAAUACGACGAUUACCUAAUUUUAAUUAAAUCAAAAAAUUUUGUAGUCUAAAAGGUUAAAAUAAUAUGAUUUACUGUUCGGGAUAUUUAAAUAUUUAACCGUAGAAUUUCUUUAUGCAGUUAAAGGAAAUUUAACUAAUUCGCCAACCUUAAAUAAACCAUAAAACAAUAUUUAAGUUUUUUUUUCAUGUUUAUGCUUAUUUUUACAUCAAUGCGCAUGAAAUUAUUAAAAUUAAAGUUUGAUUCUGAAUAAAAAGAGGUUUUUUAAAGUAUUAAUACAGUUAUUUAGUAGAUAAUUAGAUUAAAAUAAUGACUUAAUAUUUUAGAUGAUUUUUGUACGACGCGACUCGACGCAACUCAUACUAUUUAAACAAAAUACUUUUAGUACCUACUUAUUCAAUUAUAUAGACAUACGAUUUGAGUAGGUAUAAAUUAAAUAAAAAAUGUACUCAUAUGAUGUAAUUCAAGUUGUAUAGUAUUUAAAAUUAUUAUAUUUAUGUGGACAUCAUACAAAUUAUGUAUAACCGAAUAUUGAAAAACAAUAAUACAUUUUAGAAAAACAAUUUAAUACCCAUACUUAAUUAAAUUAAUUAAAUUGAAAUACCCAUAGGUAAUCGAUUUAAAUAUUACCAUGAAUAAGGCAUAAUAAAUACACAAUGUUCUUAUAAUUGUUUAUAGUUUUGAACUUGGUAAACAUUAAUAAUUUAACCGUACUUUAAACUGCAAAUGAAAUAUAAU
Messenger RNA from Metopolophium dirhodum (rose-grain aphid), 2516 nucleotides. RefSeq names its product CUGBP Elav-like family member 3-B. Lineage: Eukaryota; Metazoa; Arthropoda; Insecta; Hemiptera; Aphididae. The record is from RefSeq and is a predicted model, not a curated record. Gene Ontology annotation, molecular function: RNA binding.